AUGCGGUUUAUAAAAUCCCUCGUCCUCCGAUCUGGAUUCUCCAAACCCGUUCGAACAAGCCAGCUGCAGCUGCUUCAAACGAGAUCGUUAACAUCGUCCUUCCGUGGGGUCGCCGUCAAUACCCGCCAGCUUCCAACACCUGCCCAAUCCCGUUAUCGCCGCCCUGCGAAAAUGGAUAUAAACACCGCCAUCACCCCGCCCAUCAGCCUGACCGCUGCCGAUACCGCCAGAUUCACCACUCUCGCAGAACCAAAGAUGCUCGUCAAAUCUCCCGGGUCGCAUGACCCAAAUACACAAUCGAAUUACUUGAUAUUCUACCCCUUGCAUAAUAAGGUUUCGAUAACCAUCGAUUUCGAGAAGAAGAGAUUUUUGGGCGAUAUCACCACUCAGUUCGAGUGCAGACAGCAAGGUAAUUGUGAUGAGAUCUUGCUAGAUACCAGAGAUGUCGAAGUACAGGGCGUGGAGAUCCUCAGUGGACCUGGAUUGAAGGGCUGGAGUCUUGGGGAAGAGGCAAAGAAGGGCAACUAUGGCAGGCAAUUAAAAAUCUCCUUGGUCAAUGGAGUAGACUAUCAAAGUAAAGUGACCGCGAAGAUUAACUUCGCGACCACCGUCAAAUCUGCCGCCCUUCAAUGGCUCACGCCUGAACAAACUACAAAUGGCAAAUUCCCUUACGUAUUCUCGCAAUGCGAACCAACUUACGCUCGUACAAUCUUCCCAUGUGCAGAUACUCCGGCUGCUAAGUCUACAUACGAGUUCUCCGUCAGGUCCCCUUUGCCAGUACUGUGCUCGGGUCUGCCAACGACUGUUGGAUCGUUUGAUAAGAAGUCUGGGUCUCUGCUCUAUGGAUACGAACAAAAGGUUCCAAUCCCUUCUUAUCUCUUUGCUUUGGCUUCUGGAGAUAUCGCUGGAACAAGGGUUGGUCCACGAAGUUGGGUAUGGGGGGCCGCCGAAGAGCUUGUGACCCUCAAAGCCGAGCUGGACGGAGAAGUCGAGAAGUUCAUCUCUAUUGCCGAGGAUAUUACGGAUAGUGAAUAUGCUUGGGGUACAUAUAACGUCUUGAUUCUACCACCAAGUUUCCCGUUCGGUGGUAUGGAGAAUCCAGUGUUCACAUAUGCUACACCAAGUAUUAUCAGCGGAGAUAAGGAAAAUAUCGACGUUAUUGCCCAUGAGUUGGCACACAGCUGGAGCGGAAACCUUGUCACAAACGCUACAUUCCAGGACUUCUGGCUUAACGAAGGCUGGACGGUUUACCUAGAACGCCGUAUCGGCGCUGCCAUCCACGGCGAGAAGUUCUUCGACUUUUCCUCCAUCAUCGGCUGGAAAUCCCUUGAAGAAUCAGUGAACGAAUAUGGCCCAGAUCACGAAUUCACAAAACUCGUUCCUAACCUCGUCGACCAAGAUCCAGAUGAUUCCUUUAGCUCUAUACCCUAUGAGAAAGGCUUCACUUUCCUAAGGAAGCUGGACAAACUCGUCGGCCGUGAGAAGUGGGAUAAAUUCAUCCCACACUAUUUCAAGACAUUCAGGGGCAAGAGUUUGACAAGUAAUGUAUUCAAGGAGACACUCCUUGCUUUCUUCGAAAACGAUCCCGAGGCCCAUAAGGCCCUAACGACAAAGGUCGAUUGGGAUAAGGAAUAUUACUCCCCCGGGCUUCCAGAGAAGCCAGAUUUCGACACCAGCAUGGUAGAUAUUUGCUACGAGCUGGCAAAGAAGUGGAAGAAUAAGGAUUUGCUGGGAUUUGAACCCACACCGAACGACAUGGACGGAUGGACCGCCAACCAGAAGGUCGUUUUCUUGGAUAAAUUGACCUCGUAUGAUCCGUUCAGCACGAAGGACGUCGAUCUCUUGGCAAAGACAUACGGCUUCGAUAACAGCGGAAACAUGGAAGUGGUAUUUAGAUUCUAUAGCGUGGCUUUGAAGGCUAAAUAUGAGAAAUAUUACGAGCCAGCAGCGAAGUGGGUGCAGGGUAUCGGAAGAAUGAAGUACUGCAGGCCGACAUAUAGAAGCCUGGCUGCGUGCGAUAAGGAGUUGGCAGUGAAGACUUUCAGGGCGAGAGAGUCGUGGUAUCAUCCUUUGUGCCGAGCCAUGGUUAAGAAGGAUCUUGGACUCGAUGAUUAG
Messenger RNA from Orbilia oligospora ATCC 24927, 2115 nucleotides. RefSeq lists its product as uncharacterized. Gene Ontology annotation, molecular function: zinc ion binding; epoxide hydrolase activity; metallopeptidase activity. The transcript is spliced from 3 exons. Gene Ontology annotation, biological process: proteolysis. The record is from RefSeq and is a predicted model, not a curated record. The coding region runs from base 1 to 2115 and encodes 704 amino acids. Gene Ontology annotation, cellular component: cytosol. Lineage: Eukaryota; Fungi; Ascomycota; Orbiliomycetes; Orbiliales; Orbiliaceae.